Paramecium sonneborni is the source of this 1077-nucleotide messenger RNA. Lineage: Eukaryota; Ciliophora; Oligohymenophorea; Peniculida; Parameciidae. The record is from the annotation of a GenBank genome assembly.
AUGAAUCCUUAAAUUGAUUAUUAAUAAAGUAUAAUAAAUGAUAUAUCAAAUAUUUAUUAUUUAAUUGAUAAAUUUGUUAAAUAAAAAACUAAAUAGUUUUGCGAUAAAUAUUCCACAUUUAAAAAAAGAGAUAAUGAAUUAAUAUAUUAGGAAGCUUUGCAUUUAGAUUACCACAUGUAUAAGGUGAGGAGAUGGCAUUAGAUAAAGCAAAAAGUGUUCUAUUUUAUCCAAAAUAAAAAUUUUUUGAAUAAAGCUAAUCUACGAUAUAGAGUUUAUAUAGAAAUUUGAAUAUAAAUUAGGUAGAGAUAGAAACACUGACUCCAACAAUUAAAAUUAAUUAUCAUUAGAUUGCUUAAUUAUGUGGAGGAAUAGAGACUCAAGUAUUAUAACAGACUUAAAAAGUAAAUGAUAAAUCAAUUGUAUCAACUAAAUAGACGGGAGUUGAUAGAUCUUUAUAUUUAAGCAAUAAUGGAAGGAGCAUUCUAAACUUUAAUUUAAAAAAUAAAACAAAAAAAUAAAUUGAGGUUGAUUCAGGAUAUUUUGGAAAGAUUUUAAGAUUUGAUUCUACAUUUACAUUUGAACCAUUUUUGAAAUCUAAAAAGUUCAAUCACAAAUUAAAGAGGGUUCAUAAACAAAAAAGAUUGUUAGAAAUUUGAUUGAAAAAGAAUUAUAAACAAGAGGACAAAUGAAAAUUUUUUAAAUGAUUAAGAAUUAAAUCUAAUAAUAAUAGGAAAGUAAAUAAUUUGUAUUAAAUUGAUUAUUCAAUAGAAUAGAGUAGAGUUAAUUGAUGUAAUCAAAAAAGGCAGCCUUUGAGAUAUUUAGUGAAAACUCUUAAUAGAAAAUGAUGUAAACUCCAACAACAAGAAUUGGAAAAUUAGAACAGUAUUAGAUAUAUAAAUUUUGAUUAGUAUUCCCAUUAUGCCUGAAUAGCUAAAAACCAAGACUUUUCUAAAUUAAUAAAGAAUCCUGCAGCUCUAAUAAUUUAAUAAUUUAUAAAACUAUAGAAUGCAAAGAUACAUUUUCCACCAAAAUUGGAUAAAUUUGCUAGACUUUUGGUAGCUCCAAUUUCAGGAAUGA